ACCGCUGCAAUCACGUUUCUUAUCUCAUAAACCUAAAUUUUUGUUCUCUUUAGAACAACCUCUAGCCGCCAUUCUUCAAGUUUUUGAGAUCAAAUCAUAAUCAUUCAUCAACUCUUGCUUUCAUUAGCUUCAUUAUAAUUCGAUUGUUCUUCGUCGAUCCACACCAACUCAGCGAGCUCUAUCAUCGCGACGUUUCGAAAUUGAUUAAGACCCGUCGACUGUUCGUACUUCAGAGGCGAACCAGAGUUAGAUUGCUUGUCAGGAUCACGUGGAUUUAGCAAGCAGAAUGAAUACUCGUACUCGUGCUGCGGCUCAGCAAAAUGCUGAGGCUGAUGACGCGAUCUCUAUGGAGGUGGAUCAGAAUGAACCAGAGGUUCAUGCUGGUAGAGGACUAGCAGGCAGAGGCCCAGCUGGUCGGGGUCGAGCUGGUCGAGGUCGUGGUGGCCGAGGCCAAGCUGGCAGAGGUAGAGGCAGAGGCGUAGGACGCGGUGCUGCAGGAGGUGCUCAAGCGCCAGGUGUGGCACAACCUGAGUUGGGCGACUUCGACUUCAACACGUUUUUGGCUGGAGUCGCGGCGUUACAACUCAACCAGGUUCAGCUGCAAGCGGGACAGGUCGCUUUGCAGGAUCAGUAUGCGGUUUUGGGUCAGAUUGCCCAGCAACAGCAACCACAGGCUGGUGGUGCAGUAGUUGGUGGUGUUGGAACCACUGACAGGGAUCUGGUAUUGGCUUACAUGAGGCUAAAGCCAACGGAGUUUGACGGUUCUGGAGACGCGCUGGAUUUUCUAGAGGAGGUUGAGCAGAAUGCUCGGCGACUACAGGCUACGGAGCGUCAGACCGUCGUUCUUGUAGAGAUGUCAAUGAAGGGUUCAGCCGGAAACUGGUUUCGUAGCUCUGUUCAUGCUGACAUGGCUACCAUCUCUUGGGCUCAGUUUGUGGCGAGAUUCAGAGCUUUCUUCUUGCCGUUUUCAGUGACAGAGGGUUGAUAGGUGCAUUUUACACCUAUGUU
This is a messenger RNA of Mercurialis annua (annual mercury), 1008 nucleotides long. RefSeq lists its product as uncharacterized. The transcript has 4 exons. The record is from RefSeq and is a predicted model, not a curated record. The coding region runs from base 287 to 985 and encodes 232 amino acids. NCBI's taxonomy places the organism in Eukaryota, Viridiplantae, Streptophyta, Magnoliopsida, Malpighiales, Euphorbiaceae.